This is a messenger RNA of Penicillium crustosum, 606 nucleotides long. RefSeq names its product Rab family GTPase YPT1. The coding region runs from base 1 to 606 and encodes 201 amino acids. The record is from RefSeq and is a predicted model, not a curated record. The transcript is spliced from 5 exons. NCBI's taxonomy places the organism in Eukaryota, Fungi, Ascomycota, Eurotiomycetes, Eurotiales, Aspergillaceae. Gene Ontology annotation, molecular function: GTP binding; GTPase activity.
AUGAAUCCCGAAUACGAUUACCUUUUCAAGCUGCUCCUCAUCGGUGACUCCGGUGUUGGAAAGUCUUGCUUGCUGCUUCGUUUUGCCGAUGAUACCUACACCGAAAGCUACAUCUCGACAAUCGGCGUUGACUUCAAAAUCCGCACAAUCGAACUCGAUGGCAAGACUGUGAAACUUCAAAUCUGGGACACCGCCGGCCAAGAGCGAUUCCGUACCAUCACAUCUUCCUACUACCGGGGCGCUCAUGGAAUUUGCGUGGUUUACGAUGUCACCGACAUGGAUUCCUUCAACAACGUGAAGCAGUGGCUCCAGGAGAUUGAUCGGUACGCUACCGAGGGUGUUAACAAGCUGCUCGUUGGAAACAAGAGUGAUAUGGAGGACAAGAAGGUUGUGGAAUACACUGUUGCUAAGGAGUUCGCUGAUAGUCUCGGAAUUCCUUUCCUCGAAACUUCGGCCAAGAACGCGUCGAAUGUUGAGCAGGCAUUCUUGACAAUGGCACGACAGAUCAAGGAACGCAUGGGAACAGCCACUGUCAACAACAAGCCGACUGUGCAGGUUGGCCAGGGCCAGGGUGUCCAGUCCGGAUCCGCAGGUGGCUGCUGCUAG